AAUUUGUCAUAAUCUGCAAAACAUUACAGCGCUUUGUUUUGGUUUGUCUCGUCUAACCUGUGUGGUCUAAAUUUAGGCAACGAAACCUGUGUUCAAAUUGUUUGCCACAGCUACGGGAACCUUCUGGAGGUUAACAGUGCCUGAUGUGUGAUAUUGCUUUGCUCAUCUUUUUAUGACAAUCGUGAUAAACGUAGUUUUUGAAUAUACGUGAUGGCCACUCCUACGAAGGGUGCUUCGCUUUCAACUCACAGCCAAGAGUUCCCUGAAUUAUGGGAAGAUGAAACUCGCAUGACAUCUUUAUUUGCCCCUUUUCGUGACAGAGAUCUCAACCCACAAGGAUGGGACUCAAAGUUUUCUUUCUGGACAGCAAUGGUAUUAAAAUGGAGCGAAAGAAAAAAUCGCAUUUCCUUCAGUUUAGAUGAAUUAAACAAAGAUUUCAUGCGAAAUGGUCGGAUCCCUGAAUGUCUUCCUACUGUUCUUGAAGAAAUGCAAAGAAGUAGGAGCAUUGUACAGCCAGAAGAAUUCUUAAAGAUGUGCAAUGUACCUGAUUCCUGGCGAGGCUGGAUGUUUGAUAUUGCAGUCAAGAAGCCGGCCUCUUGGACAUUUACUAAGCUAAAAGGCAUGGUUGUUUCCCCUUCCGCUGUAACAAAUCAAACUCAGUUUGUUCACCUUGCUGCCAUUAAGACCAGAUCAGAAGCUAUUUUCUCCUCUGCUGGUGAAGAUUUACGAGGGGAACUUAUGACUAUCCAUAAUUUAUUAUCAGCUUGUGGUAUGGAAAAUGUACCUUCUACUGAUGCCAGGUUUAUAGCAUAUUAUCUACAGUACCAGGGGUAUGCAGCUGUUACUGAUCAAGACAUUGAUAAGACUAAUAAGUCCCAAAUUUUGAUUAAACUUCGAAGCUCAAAUAUGAAGUCAAAGCCAACCAUCACUGAUGUAGAUCGUGGUAUAUAUACUUUGUCUUGUAAUGAAAAAGCUUUAUUACAUUACCUAGAGCGUCUUGAAAACGAAAAGCAAGAUACACUAAAACAAGCAAAAGCUUACCUUGCCAAAGGGAUGAGAUCCACAGCUAAAAGUUGUCUAAGAAAAAAGAAAGAACUUGAGAGGGUUAUAGAGAAGCGAUCCAAUGCAUUAGAUAAUGUUCAAGUUUUAUUGGCAAGAAUUCGAGAUGCUUCCUCUGAUAGCCAGGUUUUGGAGUCGUACCAAGUCGGUGUAGCUGCUCUUAAAAAGACCUUCAAGGCUGCUGGUCUUACAGAGGAUGAUGUUGCUAAUACCAUGGAUGAUGUCAAGGAGGUCCUUGAUACACACAAUGAAAUUCAAGCUCUAUUAGCUGAGCCAGUAGACAGUAACACCGAUGAAGGUUUGGAGGAAGAACUAAGCGAUCUUCUAGCUGAAGAAUCUGCACCUACAUCUGGACCUGGACCAGGUGGAAACCUUGAUGACAGUGAUAAGGAUCUUCAAGAUAGACUCCAGCAACUCCGAUUUAAUGAUAGCCUACCACAGCUGGAUGAGGAGAAAACUCCUAGUUUACUUCAUACUCCCCGAGCUGUUACUUUAGAUGAUUUACCCAGUACACCAAGAAAUAUGCCAACUCCAGAAUACUUUCCUUAAGUAUAAGCAUAAGCAUCCCAAUUUGUCAGUGAAUCAAGAUCUAUAAAAACUGAACUUGUGUACUUUCUGAUCCUGAUCAAAUGGUUGCAUAAUAUAUAAUUUUACUAAUUGGUUGAAAAACAGCCCCAUUUGUUACUAUUUUGUAAAUAUUUAAUCAAUUGAUUGUAAACCUGUUUAUUUUUGCAUUGCACUACAGGAUUAAUAAAUUAUUCUUUUAUGUUA
Molecule: messenger RNA, 1830 nt
Organism: Frankliniella occidentalis (western flower thrips)
Lineage: Eukaryota; Metazoa; Arthropoda; Insecta; Thysanoptera; Thripidae
Product: charged multivesicular body protein 7
Exons: 8
Coding region: 211-1608 (465 amino acids)
Biological process (GO): vesicle budding from membrane; late endosome to vacuole transport via multivesicular body sorting pathway
Cellular component (GO): cytoplasmic side of plasma membrane; ESCRT III complex; multivesicular body
Source: RefSeq, a predicted model, not a curated record